Messenger RNA from Arabidopsis arenosa, 3284 nucleotides. The record is from the annotation of a GenBank genome assembly. NCBI's taxonomy places the organism in Eukaryota, Viridiplantae, Streptophyta, Magnoliopsida, Brassicales, Brassicaceae.
CUCCGUCCCGAAACCUACAAACAAACCAGGGAAUAAAAAUCCGAUUUUUACAUAAAAAUUUCAUCUUUCGGCGACGACGAGAGAAUCUUGAGAUUGGAUUCGAUUUCAGGGCAGUAACUUUGAUUGGAGUCUUUAGAUUCGUCACUCUCAAUUUGUGUUGUGCGUUCUUUCAGAUCUGGGGGAAUCUCCGAAUUUGGAAUUGAAAAAUCACAGAUGUCGAAACCUUGGGGUGGAAUCGGCGCAUGGGCCGAUGAGGCUGAGCGUGCCGAUGAAGAGCAAGCUGCUGAAGCUACAGCCACGGCGGCGGAUUCUCAGAGUUUCCCGAGUUUGAAAGAGGCUGCGACUGCUAAGUCUUCUAAGAAGAAGAAGAAGAUGACUUUAUCGGAGUUUAGCCAAGGAGCAUACACUGCUCCGAGUUCUGCUGGAUUGACGAGGGAACAGAUGCUUCAGCUUCCUACUGGUCCAAGACAACGUUCUGAGGAGGAAAUGCAACCUGGUCGUCUCGGUGGUGGAUUCUCUUCUUAUGGUGGAGGAAGGUCUAGUGGACCUCCGGGAAGAAUGUCACGAGAUCGAGACGAUUCUGAUGGGUCUUGGGGCGGUGGUGGUGGUGGUAGGAGAUCUUAUGGCGGAUUUGAUGAUGAUCAGAGAGGAUCUAAUUCUAGGGUUUCUGAUUUCCCACAAGUUUCUAGGGCUGAUGAGGAUGAUGAUUGGGGAAAAGGAAAGAAAUCGCUUCCUUCGUUUGAUCAAGGACGUCAAGGUAGUCGUUAUGGUGCUCUUGGAGGCGGUGGUGGUGGUGGCAGUUUUGGUGGAGGAGGUGGUGGUGCUGGCAGUUAUGGCGGAGGAGGUGGUGGUGCUGGUGGUGGAGGUGGAUUCUCUAAAGCUGAUGAGGUUGAUAAUUGGGCAGCGGGUAAAGCAAAAUCAUCUACAUUUGGGUCGGGUUUCCGUGACUCUGGACCGGAGCCUGACCGGUGGGCCCGAGGAGUCCUCCCUUCCGGUGGUGGUGUUCAGGAGGAGCGUCGUCGUCUUGUAUUGGAACCACGAAAGGUUGAUGCAGGAGUGAGUGAAACUCCAACUGCAGGGAAGACGAGUAAGCCAAACCCAUUUGGAGCUGCUAGACCGAGAGAGCAAGUUUUGGCGGAGAAAGGAUUGGACUGGAAGAAACUUGACUCGGAUAUUGAGGCCAAAAAGGGACAAACGAGCCGACCAUCGAGCGCGCAAUCGAGCAGACCAUCAAGUGCUCAAUCUAACAGGUCCGAGAGUUCAGCAUUGAACAAUGUGGAGAAUGUGGUGAAACCGAGGCCAAAGGUGAAUCCUUUCGGUGAUGCAAAACCUCGGGAAGUAUUGCUGGAGGAACAAGGGAAAGAUUGGCGCAAGAUUGAUUCUGAACUCGAGCAUCGCAGGGUUGACAGGCCUGAAACAGAAGGAGAGAGGAUGUUGAAGGAAGAGAUCGAAGAACUACGGAAGAAACUCGAGAAGGAAGCAGCCAUUGCACCUGAGAGCAAGGAGUCUCAACAGGAAUCCGACAGUAAUCACCAAAAUCUACCGGAUCUCAUACGCGAGAAAGAAAAGGACCUGGACUUACUGAUCCGUGAACUGGACGACAAAGUCAGGUUCAGGCCACGAGCAGUUGAGAGGCCUGGAUCCAGUGCAAGCAGAGCCGGUUCCUAUUCAGAAAGACCUCAUUCACGGGCUGGAUCAAUCGAUGAGUCUAGGAACGUCGAAUCCAUGGAAAGACCUAGAUCACGUGGCACAGGCGAUAAUUGGCCAAGACCAGUAGAUGAUCGAAGAAACUUCCAAGGAAGCAAGGAGCGUGGAUUCUUCAGCAACAGAAACUUCGACAGGUCAUCGUCGUCAAGGGAAGGAUGUCAUCUUCUAUUUCAGAUGUGUGUAGCUUUGUUUAUAGUCAAGGCUUUGUCAUUUUGGUUAAAAGUGAGAUUUCACAUUUUGGGAUUCGUUGCACAUAGCUUGACAAUCAUGUUAAGCAAUAAAGAAGACUUGAAAGAUAAGAGAUUUCCAGAGACUGAAGUUUCCAUUGAAUGUAUUGUUCUUGGAGAACUUAAUCGGAUUCAGGACAUGGCUAAUCGAACAGACAAUUCGAAUCGCUGUUCGAAUGGUAAAAAGCCAAAUGAUGGAAUGAGACUCAUUAUAGCAACAUUCGUAGGAAUAGUUAUCGGUUUCUUCUUGGGGAUAUCUUUCCCUACAUUAUCACUAACAAAAAUUUGGGUUCCAUCGAAUCCCCGAGGUGCAGAGAUGCUGACUCCUGGUAUCAUUGCAUCUGAAUCAGAUUACUACAUACGCAGACUUUGGGGAUUACCUGAGGAGGAUGUUCCUGUGAAGCCAAAGUAUCUCAUUGCUUUUACUGUCGGUUUUGGUCAGAAAGUAAACGUUGAUGCUUGUGUCAAGAAGUUUUCAGAAGAUUUCACUAUUGUCCUCUUCCACUACGAUGGACGAACCACAGAAUGGGACGAAUUCGAAUGGUCCAAACGCGCAAUACACGUGAGCGUGCCAAAGCAAACCAAAUGGUGGUAUGCUAAACGGUUUCUGCAUCCUGACAUCGUGGCACCUUAUGACUAUGUAUUCAUCUGGGAUGAAGACCUCGGCCUUGAAAACUUCGAUGUAGAAGAGUACAUCAGGCUGAUAAAGAAACACGGUCUAGAGAUAUCGCAGCCUGCUGUGGAGUCUAAAAAAAAGAUCACGUGGGAGAUAACAAAGAGAAAAACCAAAGGAGAAGUUCACAAAGAUGCCAAGGAGAAACCAGGUCGAUGCAACGACCCUCACUUGCCUCCCUGUGCUGCGUUUAUAGAGAUUAUGGCUCCUGUAUUCUCAAGAGAUGCCUGGCGUUGCGUGUGGCAUAUGAUUCAGAACGACUUGGUUCACGGUUGGGGUCUUGAUUUUGCACUCCGUAAAUGCGUCGAGCCUGCACAUGAGAAGAUAGGAGUUGUGGAUUCUCAAUGGAUUAUUCAUCAAUCUCUUCCUUCUUUAGGCAGCCAGGGAGAGGCACAAGAUGGUAAAGCAGGGUGGCAAGGGGUGAGAGACAGAUGUAAACGGGAAUGGACAAUGUUUCAAAGCCGAUUGGCAAGUUCCGAGAAGCAGUAUCUCAAGGAAAUCGCAAACUCAACGAUUCAUUAGCUGAAGAAACUAAACAAACAGAAAGACAAGGGGAGGAUUAUACAAUGACAUGGUAGAGUCCAGAAAUGAUUAAGCAAAUCCAAGUUAUACUGUUCAUAUGAUAACUAAGCAACUAUACACAGGACACAUUUUUUAAAGAAACUAUUAGAGAUCAU